This is a messenger RNA of Peromyscus maniculatus bairdii (prairie deer mouse), 2050 nucleotides long. It is a transcript of the gene Dcstamp, whose product is annotated as dendrocyte expressed seven transmembrane protein. Lineage: Eukaryota; Metazoa; Chordata; Mammalia; Rodentia; Cricetidae. Gene Ontology annotation, cellular component: cell surface; endoplasmic reticulum membrane. The record is from RefSeq and is a predicted model, not a curated record.
AAAGGGACCGGUAAAGAAAAGACAUGCAUUUACAGCUAGUCUGCUCUCUGACCUCUAAGCAAUUUCUGAACUUGGUUUCUUUUUUAUUUCUAGGGACACAGGGAGUAUGAGGCUCUGGACCUGGGGCACUAGUAUCUUCCUAAGGCUUUGGGGGAUAUAUGUGUUUCCAGGAAGUACUGGCUGGCUGGACUUGAUCCAGCAUCUGGGAGUUUGCUGCUUUGUGGCUUUCCUCUCCGUGAGCCUCCUGUCAGCAGCCUGCUACUGGGUCCUCCCAUCAGCCGCCUCAAUCGCCGUGCUCUCCACUGUCUGGACGAUCAUCUGUGUUUUUCUGUGCGGCUCCAAGCAUGCGCGGUGCUUCAUUCCUCUGGCCUUCCUCUCCUGCGGCCUCCGCGAAGGCAGAAACGCUUUGAUUGCGGCAGGCACCGGGGUGGUGAUCUUCGGACACGUGGAAAAUAUGUUUCAUAACUUCAGAGGUCUCCUAGACAGCAUGACUUGCAACCUAAGGGCCAAGAGCUUUUCAAUACAUUUUCCACUUUUAACACGAUAUAGUGAAGCCCUUCGGUGGAUUUAUGGCCUCGCCACUCCGCUGAACCUGUUUGAUGACCUCGUUUCUUGGAACCAGACUCUAGUGGUCUCCCUUUUCAGUCCCAGCCGUACCCUGGAGGCUCAUAUCAAUGACACUAAAGGAGAAGUCCUGGGUGCCCUGUCCCAUAUGGUAGUCACGACAGAGCUUCUGUCUUCCUUAGGCCAGAAGCUUCUUGCCCUCACCGGGCUUCUGCUCAUUCUAGUCAGCACUGGCCUCUUCAUGAAGCGAUUCCUGGGUCCUUGUGGCUGGAAGUAUGAGAACAUCUAUAUCACCAGAGGAUUUGUUCAGUUUGAUGAAAAGGAGAGGAACCAACAGCGGCCCUGUGUCCUCCCUCUGAACAAGAAGGAAAGGAAGAACUACAUCAUCAUCCCAUCUCUGCAGCUGACUCCCAAAGACAGGAAAAAACUGGGGCUGUUUUUCCUUCCCAUCCUGACCCACCUCUACAUGUGGGUGCUGUUCGCAGCUGUGGAUUAUCUGCUGUACCGACUCAUUUCCUCUGUGAGCAAGCAGUUCCAAAGCUUGCCAGGGCUUGAAGUUCACUUGAAACUGCACCGAGAGAGGCAAGGAACUCAAGACAUCAUCCAUGAUUCUUCCUUUAAUAUAUCUAUGUUUGAAGCCAGCUGCAUCCCUAAACCUCGGCUCAGUGUGUCUGAGACGUGGCUUCCUCUCAGCAUUAUUCUAGUAACACUAAUAGUCCUAGGACUGUUGUCUUCCAUGCUGAUGCAGCUUAAAAUUCUGGUGUCAGGAUCCUUCUACCCUGGAGUGGAGAGGGAGCGCAUCCAAUACCUCCAUGCAAAGCUCCUUAAGAAAAGAUCAAAGCAGCCACUGGGAGAAGCCGAAAGGAAACUGAGUCUGUACUUUAAGAAGAUUCAUUUCUGGCUUCCCAUCUUGACAGUGAUUAGGAAGAAACAUAUGAACACUUCAGAUGAAGAUGACCCUUGAGAAACAUGGAGUCCCUCUUCCUGGGUCAGAUGCUGCAGCUCAAUGUCUGCUCAACAAUAGAGUACUACAUGAGGUGUUGGAGUUUACAGGGCCCCUUUCCUCUCUGGUUAUUUUUUAAGCUACUUGUCCAUCAUAAUGCCAAAUGGCUCCCAGAUCAAUGGUUUUUCAGUCUGUCUUCCAAACUAAACCCAGUAUCUAGACUGUACCACAGCUGAAGCGACUGUGACGGCUGAAAUGGAAGUGUCCUCCAGAGGUUCGGGUGUUUGAAGACUUAGUCCUCCAUUGACGGUGCUGUUUGGGGGAGGCUUAAGAGAUGUGGCCUGGGGGAUAAAGUGUGUCACUGGAGGAGAGCGUUGCAGUUUUAUAAGCUAUGCAUCAAUUCCUGUUCACUCUCGGCUUCCUGCUUGUGGCUGGAGAUGUGAGCUCUCAGCUGGUCCUGCCUUCGUGUGUGCCCUUCACAAUUCCCCACUGUGACGGUGAUGGAGCCGUAUCUCUCUGGAACCUUAAGUCCAAAUAAACCCU